This is a messenger RNA of Rhipicephalus sanguineus (brown dog tick), 3150 nucleotides long. RefSeq names its product dnaJ homolog subfamily C member 22 (gene wus). The coding region runs from base 250 to 1332 and encodes 360 amino acids. Gene Ontology annotation, biological process: endocytosis. The record is from RefSeq and is a predicted model, not a curated record. Lineage: Eukaryota; Metazoa; Arthropoda; Arachnida; Ixodida; Ixodidae. Gene Ontology annotation, cellular component: early endosome; plasma membrane. The transcript is spliced from 3 exons.
GACGUGUGCCAGAAGCACCAGAAGCCCGUUGCCAGCGAAGGCGCGCUUAUGUGAGCCGUAUGACGGAGUGCGCGCGCGAUUUGCACAUGAUUACGCAGACUUUUGCCGAUACCUAGAUUGCGAGAAGUUGCCCUUGCGCCGGCACAGUGACAGAUACGUAAAUUGACUACACUCCAGUGAAACGUGUGCUCAUCAGUUUGAAACGUGUUCAUAGUUCGUUCGCGUUGGUGCAAGUGCGCGUAUGUACUGAUGGCGAAAAGCCUGUGCGUUACAUAUUUGUUAUGGCUUACGUUGGGUGCGCUAGGCGCACAUCAUUUCUACCUUGGUCGCGACCGGCAAGCUCUUGUGUGGUUGAUGACAUUGGGUGGUUACUUCGGCCUUGGCUGGAUCAGAGAUAUUUGGCGGAUUCCAUAUUAUGUCAAAUACGCCAAUGGAGAUCCAGAGACUGUCGACAAGUUGAAGGAAAAAAUACGCAAGCAUGCGAAGCCGCCAUCAAGUACUGUUAGGUCUAUAGGGCAAAUGAUUGUUUCAGACGCCCUCGGUUACAUGAUUUUGUACGCCAUACCGACGGAGUACGUUCCUGAAGAGUACAUGGCUUUUGCUGCUCUGCCAGUGCCAUUGGCUGUGGCAAUUGGUGUCCACUUGGUCGGGAACAUAGGGGAACAGAAAGGCAAUUUCAAGAUGCCAUUGUUGGGAGCAUACUUGACAUACCCUCUCUACUUCUUCAGCACACACAGCGUCUUUUGGACCAGCCUGGCUUCCAGCUACUUCUUCAAAAAUUAUGCUAAAACAUGGCGCCUUCAGCCACAGCCUGCCAAGCCAUUGCGUAAACGGCUGGUAGUGUUCAUCACGUGUGGCCUGCUCUACAGCUCCAUGUGGGCCUCAUGGCUGUACUUCAACUGUAGCAUGACUGACAAUGAUGGCACUGAGGUCAAGUGCCGCGACUCCAUUCGGCACUUCUUUAGCAGCCCACUGUGGCAGGACUUCAAAAGCGUCAUUUUGGCUAUGUACAACCAAGUACGACAGCAGGGAUGGAGUGAACUCUGGCGGCUCUUUAUGACGGCUCUUGAUCCUCAAGGAGAAGCCAAUGCCAUUAAGGUUCUUGGUGUUGAACCGAGUGCCUCUCAAGAAGUCAUCACAGCAGCUUAUCGCAAGCUGGCUCGCCAGUGGCACCCUGAUCGCUUUAAAGAAUAUGGUAAAAAGCUGGAAGCUCAAGAGAAGUUUAUUGAGAUUCAGAAGGCAUAUGAAGUCCUCUCCAACUUGAAAUCACGGCGACUAAAAAAGAAUGCUCAAGAACCUGAAGAUCCAAGUGAUGCUCGUAGCGAGUUCUGAUUUGCUCAACAGUUCAAAUAUGCUGGGGGCAGUUCCAAAUUUUUUUUCUGCCAAUCGGACUAUAUCUGAUAUGAACUUCCUUGGUGGCAUUGUUUUUACGUGUUUUGUAGGAUAUGUGUGUGCAGUGGUGCCUUUUUUUCUACCAAUAUAUUGUGGCAGCACAGCAUUAGUCAGUGGACAUCAUAGGUCACGGGUAGCACAUUACUUCCUUUUACUUCGCACAUACAUCCACGUGUAGUGUUCAGCUACCAAAAUGCUCAAAUCCAUACAAAUUUUUUCAGUAUAACUGUGCCUUAAGAUAUAUUCGUUCUGUGAGACGUUGCAUUCCAAAGAUUUUUAUUUAUCUAGACAAGCGGCUUUUGUUGACAGCAGCUAAGUAAGCCUUUCAUAGUUGCGUUUACAGCUUCAGAAAAAUGUCAAGUGUUCUAGGAAAAGUUGCAGCAUAGUGCAGUAAACAGUGUAGAGCCAUUGUAUUACUUUUUAUGCCUCAAAUGCUGUAUAGAUGUUUUUGAAUGAUCUCUUGCUCAGGGGAGUACUAUUCGGGGUGUCAGAACCAGAUUUUUUUUUAUUGCAGUGAGAGCUUGGCUUUGGUUAAUGUUCUUAAUUUUAUUAUUUCUUGCAAAUGAAGCUAGGAGGUGGGAAAAAAUUGUAACGGCUUUUGAGCACAAAAUAAGUUGGCCACUGUUAGUAUAUCAUCACUUGCAUAUUUAUAUUGAACUUUCUUAUCCAAACAUUACUCACAGCAGUUUACAGUGCUCCAACGUAUGCAGAGGGUAAACAUAUUUAAACUAAAAUAGUUUCACUUGUGAAAAUGCGUCACUCUCGCGGUGUCCAAAGACUAAAAAGAAUGCAACUUGUUCGGGGGCAGUGGUGUUGUGACAGAGCAAAUGUGCUUUGAAGCGUUGUGCAAUAACCAAGCCUUUUCCUGCCUUUUUCUGUUACAUAAUUUGUCCUUAUGUGAGUGAAUGUAUGUAUUUUUGUAUUUUUUUAUAUCUUUUUGGCAUUAGUGCUUGCUGCAUUGCUGAGCUUAUUUGGAUAGCAUGUUCUAGUGCUUCCAAAUGAAGUGUGCAAUGCUUUCAUGUCAAUACUCUUGUAUGGGUGUACACAUGUAAAUUGCGCUAAACCAUAAUACAAACCUUUUCCAUAGAUGGAGGCAAUAAUGUUCUUCUGUGCCUUAUGGGAACAGUGAGCUUGCCUAUUGUGGAAUGUUUCUACCAAUUCCAUUGUGUGAUCAAGCUUGCUAAAUAGCAGCUUUCCCAUGUGAGAAAUUUAUGGCCAUGUCUUGCUGCCGUAUCUGUGAUUGUUAUAGUGUGUCAGCCUCUACUGUUUUUGGUAGGAUAUCUAUGUUAUUUUAUGCAGUGCUUUAGUGGCAAACUCUGCACUUUGUGUAAGCAUCCAUAGUCACAAAGAAUCAGAGGUGGUGUUACUGGGGAAAAAGAGCAGCUAUGUGACAAAUCGACUGCCUGCUAUAAAUCCCUGUCUAUACUUUCAUAGUGCAACACCUGGUCUGAUGCAGAUGCUGAAGAAUGUGUGAAUGUUGUUGUAAGUAUGUCAUGAAUGCCUUGGUUAAGUUGCUGCCUGCACUAUGUGGAAGGCUUCAUGGCAAAGGAAGUUGUACAAGUUGGCAUGUGCUGUUCAGGGCCCGACUCUGUUUCAAUUCUGCAGUCAUCAGCCACCAAGAAUCUAUUGUGAUCACAGUUAGAGGUUGUAAAGGCGAUGGCAUGGUCUGCACUGUGUCCAUCUGCGCAAUUGUCUGUAGAUGCUUACAUAGGCAGCUCAAUCAUUCCAGAGCAGAAAUAAAUUAGUAAAGGAAAAUGU